Lineus longissimus is the source of this 3002-nucleotide messenger RNA. RefSeq lists its product as uncharacterized. Lineage: Eukaryota; Metazoa; Nemertea; Pilidiophora; Heteronemertea; Lineidae. Gene Ontology annotation, cellular component: endoplasmic reticulum membrane. Bases 219 to 2672 code for a protein of 817 amino acids. The transcript is spliced from 3 exons. The record is from RefSeq and is a predicted model, not a curated record. Gene Ontology annotation, molecular function: protein binding; mannosyltransferase activity.
CUAUGGUUCUAUAAUUGGGGCAGUGACGCUUAAAUGAAGAGACAAGAUACGUUUGUCUGUCAUUCGGUCUCUUGAUCACAAAUCCCCAAUGUUUUGCAAUGAUGUAAAUCUUCAGGAUCGUUGAUGUCAAUAUAUACAUAACCCUAGGCCAUAUACCGCGUGGCUUAGUUUAUAAAUAAUUGGACAGCCAGCCAUGUGCCAGUAGAUUGUGAUUGGUGAUGGAAGGGAAAAGGACGAGGAGGGUGAAGCGGGAGGUCCACAGGGCCAAGACGCGGCAGCGACACAAGCCCCGGGGGGAUGGGGAGUUGUCGUCUGCCGCUAGUCAAGGGGCGCUCUGUGGGAGACUGAUGCCUCUCUCGGAAUGGCAUAUCUUUGCGGUUACAUGGGCAACCAGGAUGUGGAUAAUCUUACAGAAGGAACAGCUUUGGAUACUUCAUCCCGACGAGGUUUAUCAGUCGCUUGAAGUGGCCCAUACCGAGGUAUAUGGUUAUGGGUUCCGUCCCUACGAAUACAUGGCUCCACCACAGAGCAGCAACAGUACGGUGGAGCGCCAGGAGCAGAUGUUUGGCAUGUACAGCAUGAGGUCCUUCCUCCUACCAAAAGUCUAUAUCAUUGUGUUCCAGCUUGCCGAACUUCUGGGGACCACUGCAAAACCAUUUAUGCUUGGUCGAGUGUUCCAUGCGACCGUCGCAUCUUUCCUGCCGGUGUCCGUCUACAAAUUCACCAAGUCCUUCCUCGGAGACAAGGACGUCGCCGCAGUCAGCGCUGUCCUCACUGCCUUUUCUGUCCAUCUGGGAGUCCUAGGAACUCACACUCUAGUCAACAGUCUCUUAGCUCCAGUUUUUAUUUACUGCCUGAAAGUCAUCAUCGAUGAACUUGCCAACGCAGACGAAACGCUGUCAAGUUGUGACGACGGGCUAUCGGAAGGUGAAUUGGUGGAGCCAAAGCAACUUGUUCCCGAGAGAACGCAUUUAGAUGGAUAUCCUAAUUCCGCGCAGAGCACCUCUUUGGUGUCACGCAAUGGACAUGGAAAGAAUAGUCACAAAAAUUCUUCGAAUCCAGUAUUACCGACAGUCAAUGCCAAUGGCAGCAGUAAAGUUUCAAGUGAGGGUGAUGCGAAGUCCAAUGGCAAUACAACAACACACCUAGAGACUAAUAACAACACUGUGGACAACGGUGGCAGUGUCUUUCACCAUAGCAAGUGCAAUGGACAUUCUGUUCGCAACAAGGAUGCGAUAUCAUCAGUCAAUCUUUUAAAAACAUUGAGUGUGGGAUUCGUCCUGGGUCUCCUAACUUAUAUUAGAGUGGAUUUAAUAGUCUUCUUGGGGGUAAUGGCAUUUACAAUAAGUUUCCCGAUUCACAAAAACUUUGCCAACAAACUUAAAGUCGUACUUUACAUGAUCCCCGGAGUAGCAGCGGCAUUUGUAUUGGGCGGGGCAGACGACUUUUCAAAUUACGGCCAAUGGUUCAUAUCGCCAAGACAGUGGUUUAAAUUCAAUGUCUAUCAUAAUUUCUCCAGUGCCUUAUUUGGGGAAUUCAGCAGCGGCUUUUACGUCGAUAACUUCAUCUUACAUGGCAUCUCUACAAAAAUUCUCACCUGCCUUUGUCAACUCUUUCUAGUCAUGGCUUUGCUCCCAAUAAAGAUGUACGGAGUUCGCCAGUAUAUUUGCGGCAAGUACGUAAAGCUAUUUCUAGCAAUGGCCGUACUCUUCAUCAUCUAUUCCAUAAAAUCACACAAAGAAGUGAGAUUCCUUCAUAAUGUGAUAGUCUUAUUUAUGAUAUUAAGUGGGACAGCCAUUGUCUCUCUCUUACGCUCCCUCUACUCUCUACUCGCUGGCAGAAUUGCCCUUUAUUUAUCAAUAUUUGCUCUUGUUGCAAACUUUUUGGUGAAAUUCCCCACUCCAAAAGACCAGUCGACAGCGCAGUGGUCCUAUCUCCAGAUCUGGGAUUCGAGCUAUGCGAAUGCCUGCUUUGACUUCAUCGGUUCACAGGAUGACGUUACCGGUGUCUUCAGCGACCGAUCCAUCCACAUGACUGCCGUUUACUCCCUGUUGCACAAGGAUGUACCAUUACUUGCAAUAAAUAAGAGAGAAUUUCAAGAAUAUGACAAGAAAGCCAGGGUCAAGGUCAUCUCUUCCGACUGGUUUUUUCCGAAGAGACAACUCCAGGUCUCCGUCAUCGGACGGAUGUCCAAUUUUAUCACAAUCGAAAACGCGCCGCUGGUUGUCAAACACCUCAUAGAAAACCCGAAAUAUAACUAUUUAGUGAUUCCAAAAGAUGACCAAAUAACCGAGCAAGGUUUUGAUGAAGUAUUUUCUUCAGGGAAUAUGAAGGUUAUGAGAAGGUCAGACGACAGAAAAACAAAUGAAAACUUAAGAAAACUUGGUGAGAAAAUACCUCUCGGGACAAAUGCAACUAUUUUAGAAUAUGAAGGAAGCUGGCUUAAUACGUUAGGUUUGUACGACUUGGCCAUUAAAAGAUUGGAACUGGCUUUGAAGCUUGAUGCGAGCAGGGUCCGCAGUUAUCAGUUGUUGACCAUUUGUCUUGGCCACAUUGGUCAGCAGGCGAAAGCUGGGGUGGUGUACAGUACGUGUAGGCAGCGAUUCGGGAAAUCUUGCGACGUGCCUCAGCCGCGUGUUGUUCUCCACCAGGAUUAUGUCUUGAAGAUUUGAUAUGAUUAUGUCAUACCAGAAAUACCAAGCUGGUGGACUGCGCAGUUAGUGACUGGUUGUAUUUUAUUCAACGAUUUUCAUGUUAUUAGCUUCGAUAUGUUGUGAAAUAAAUAGGAGAGACCUAUUGGCGACUUCGUGUGAACUUAGUAAGUGCUGCCUAUAUACUCGAGUCGCUUAAAAUAGCGCACGUGUCCGGGAUGCGUAUACGCUCAAAAAGCUGAAUCAAACCCAACGCAUUCGCAAUCCCUGUUUUUGGUCCUUGACAAUCAUACGUUUUGUUUAUACAUAGUUUUGUGCUUGUUUUUGAUUGAAAUAAAUCGGUUUUCCUGA